Molecule: messenger RNA, 1122 nt
Organism: Drepanopeziza brunnea f. sp. 'multigermtubi' MB_m1
Lineage: Eukaryota; Fungi; Ascomycota; Leotiomycetes; Helotiales; Drepanopezizaceae
Biological process (GO): endocytic recycling; intracellular protein transport
Cellular component (GO): early endosome
Molecular function (GO): phosphatidylinositol binding
Source: RefSeq, a predicted model, not a curated record
AUGGCGCCCCCUAUCGAGCUCUCCAUCCCAUCCACCAUCCUCUCCUCAGAUCAAAACACCAAGCCGUAUACCCUCUACAACAUAUCCCUCCGCCUCCCUCUCCGCACCUUUGUCAUACAGAAACGCUACUCCGACUUCGUCACCCUCAACUCAUCCCUCGCCUCAGCAGUCUCCUCCCCUCCGCCCGCAACGCUCCCCGCCAAAUCCUGGUUCAAAUCUACAGCCUCCUCCCCAGAACUCACGGAGACCCGUCGGAAGGGUCUAGAAGAGUACCUUCGAGCUAUCGCAGAAUGCCCCGACAAGAGGUGGCGGGAGACGAGCGUAUGGCGGAGUUUUUUGAACCUGCCGAGCUCGAGCGGGGGCGGAAGCAGCGUGCGCAAGGAGCUGGUGCAGGCGAAUCAGCGGCUGGGCGUGCGGAAUCCCGGGCAGGUAGCUUCGGAUCCGGGCGUGUGGCUGGACCUGCAUCGUGAGAUGAAGGGGCAGUUGCAUGAUGCCAGGCUGUUUCUUGGGCGGAGGGACGGGGCGACGAAUCCGCAGGCGCAACAUGAGGCUGGGGCCAAUGCGAAAAGAUGUCUUGUCAAGGCUGGGGCCUUGCUGGGCAAUUUGGAGGAGGGACUGCAGAUUAUGGGUGAGGGGGAUAAGAGGGGAUACGAAGCGAAGGUUGGGGCUGGUGAGCUCAGGAGGCGGAGGGACUUACUUGGGAGCGCGAAGGUUGAGAAGGAGGGGUUAGAGAAGCUGGCUGUCAGUCUUGCGGUUAAGGGGCAGCAUAAGGGGAAUGGAAUUGGCAGUACAGCUGCUACCCAACAAGAUAAGGAUGUUCUAUUCGGACCCAAUGUAUCGAGGCCGAGCGGGAGGGUUCUUGGUGCGCCGGUGCCAGAAACGGACAAGACGCGGGAGUUGGGUAACGAAGGGGUACUACAGUUGCAGAAACAGCUUAUGGUAGAUCAGGAUUUGGAUGUAGAUGAACUGGCCAAGAUAGUCAGGAGGCAGAAGGAGAUGGGUCUUGCUAUUCACGGGGAGUUGGAGUUGCAGAACGAGAUGCUCAAAAGGGUCGAUGAGGACGUUGAUCGCCUUGGAGGGAAGAUCAAUAUCGCAAAGAAGAGGAUCGGGAAGAUCUCUUGA